AUGAGGCCGUUGGCAUCGCCGCGGAGGCGCUGGAACCAGGAGCGUUUCUUAUAUUAUGGGAUAGACCAGCCCGCGUCCAGACUCGCUAGCCCAGAGACCUCCAGUCAGCGCACACCCGUCCGCUCCAAAAAAAAAAAAACGGCCGAGGGCGGCAGGCACAUCGCCGGCGACCCCAUCCGGCCGCCGCGGCUGGAGGAUGCGGGACUGGAGGACUGCGCGCUCCCGCAAGAGUCCAUCGCCGAGGCUUUCUCCCUUGCAGCGUUGGCCGUUUCCUCCCGCCUCCCUCACCUCUCCCUCUCUGAUGACGAGGACGAGGGGGACGACCCGCUCGCGCCUCGUGGAGGCUGCGUGGAGGCGGGACCCACCUGCGGGGCCAUUCCCGAAUCCCUUGUUGGCGGAGGGCGCGGCAGUGAAUGCCACGCCGACGAGGUCAUGGUCGUCGCCGGGCGCGGAGACGAGGAAGAUAGGGUUGUUGUGGUCGUCGGCCAAGAGCUGGGACAGGAGAAGGGUUGCGCCGAGGGGACCAGAGAAGGAGAGCAGCGGAAGGUGGAGGAUGGGAUUGUGGAGAAGGCCAUCUUGGUGAAAGAUUUCGCGUGAGCUUUUCUUCUAGCUUGAUGAGAAGACAUCUCCCUAGUAUUUGUUGUUUCUUUGACUUGCAAUGUAUACCUUGAUUUUAAGAUCAGAUGACAUUAUGCUAAUCUCUUUGGUACGGUGGCAAGUUACUUAGCAUCAACGGUAUUCGACUCGGUGCAUUGCUGAUGAUUGCUGUUGUUUCCUGCUUGAUUUGUGCUCGAAUUAGCGACAUGCUCUUGUUCAAAGAAGUUCGUGACAAGCUAGUGGUUUUGGCAAGCUGCAAAUGCAACUGAUAUUUAUUGGCUGUCCUAAGG
Triticum dicoccoides is the source of this 887-nucleotide messenger RNA. RefSeq lists its product as uncharacterized. The record is from RefSeq and is a predicted model, not a curated record. The transcript is spliced from 2 exons. Lineage: Eukaryota; Viridiplantae; Streptophyta; Magnoliopsida; Poales; Poaceae. Bases 1 to 597 code for a protein of 198 amino acids.